Molecule: messenger RNA, 2331 nt
Organism: Culex pipiens pallens (northern house mosquito)
Lineage: Eukaryota; Metazoa; Arthropoda; Insecta; Diptera; Culicidae
Exons: 1
Coding region: 1-2331 (776 amino acids)
Biological process (GO): proteolysis
Molecular function (GO): aspartic-type endopeptidase activity; nucleic acid binding; zinc ion binding
Source: RefSeq, a predicted model, not a curated record
AUGACUACGUUGCGGGAGUACCAGAUGCAGGAGAGGCAGCUUCGUAGUACGCUGGAGAUGACGAAGAAAUUCGUUGAUGGCUUCAAGGAUGGCGAAGACGAAGCUCAGAUCGACGUGCGGCUGAACAUGCUGGAUGAUGCGUUGGCGAAGUUCUACGUCGUGCGGCGCAAGAUCGACGUCCUCACUGAUGUGUUCGGGGUUGAUGCUGCUGGAAAGGAGAAAACACAGGAUGUAGAGGAGCACACUAAGGCGUUAUGGGAGUUCGAGAACUUGUACUGUGAGUUGAAGGCGAAGUUGCUGGCAAAGCGGAAGGAGGAAGCACCCACGCAAGCGGCACCUGCUCAGGCGAAAUCGACUGUUUCGCGCGUGAAGCUGCCCGAAAUCAAGCUGCCGUCGUUUGGAGGAAACAUCACCGAGUGGAUUACUUUUCGGGAUUCCUUCAAGUCGCUGAUCCAUAAUAGUGAAAACCUUUCAGAUUUCGAUAAGUUUACUUAUCUUCAGUCUUCACUGUUUGGAGAAGCGCUUGCUGAGAUCAGCACAGUGCGCGUGUCGGAUACGAACUACCAGGUGGCGUGGGGCGUGCUGGAGAAUCGCUACGGGAACAUGAAGCUGAUCCUGAAGAGCCAUCUCGACGCCAUCUUUGCUGUUGAGCCCGUACGAGACGAGUGCUUUGAAGCGUUGAACCAUCUGCUGAGCGUGGUGGACAAGAACCUGCAGAUGAUCAACAAGCUCGGGGUGAAGACUGAGGAUUGGUCCAUCCUGCUCGCUCACGUUGUCACUAGCAAGCUGGACGCCGCAACAUUGCGCCAUUGGGAGGAACACAACAAGAAGUCCAAGGAGUUCGUGAAGUACGAGACGCUGCUGGAGUUUCUGCGGGAACAGUGUGGAGUGCUGCAGACGAUCGAUUCCAUGAAGAAAGCUACGAGGAACGAGCGUCGCCCGCCGAAGUACGCGUCAAGUCACGCUGCGUCUGCUGAGCCAAGCGGAUGCUUUUUUUGCAACGGACCUCAGCACAACGUGUUCCAGUGUUUUGCGGUCAAGAAGAUGAGCUGUGCAGAGCGUGUCGCAGUUGCCAGGAGGAAUAUGCUGUGUUUCAACUGUUUGCAGCCUGGUCACGUCGUGGAAAAGUGUACGAGAGGAUUUUGUUCGAUGUGCAAGCGGAAACAUCACACGCUUCUUCACGAGAACUUUGGCCAAAGGUCGAACGCUGCCGCUGCAGGCCCGAACGCGUCGCGACCUCAUUCAGGGAACACACCAUCCACACACUACCCACAACAGAAGACACAAAGCCAAACCCGUCACACACCCACUCAAUCUACACAAAACCCUACACAGACACCAGUCUCGCAAAGCUCACAACCACAAAGCUCACAGCUCGCCACAGGCCACACAGCAGCGUGCAACCUGUCGUCGUCCCUUGUUCCAAGUCGUACGGAGGAGGUUCGAGAAGUGUUGCUGUCCACGGCUGUUGUACGGAUUUGCGAUUCGCGAGGUCACACACUGUUCGCUCGAGCACUGCUUGACAGUGGCUCCCAGCGAAACCUGAUGACCAAGGAGUUCGCGCGCAAGCUGAAAUGCAAGCCGCAGUCCGACUACCUGCGGGUGAAAGGAAUCGGCGUUGCAGAAUCCACUUCCACCUUUGCGGUGACCGCUACUGUUUGCGCUCGUUCUUCGACGAUUUCGGAGUUCGCAGCAUCGAUGAGGUUCCAUGUUUUGGCGAAGGUCACGGCGAAUCUGCCGUUCAACAACAUCGAUGCCGAGCAGCUGAGCAUUCCAGAGGACGUGAAGCUGGCGGAUCCGCACUUCUACCGUCCUGGACCUGUGGACAUGAUCAUUGGAGCAGAACAUUACUAUGACCUGUUGUCCGAUGGCAAGAUGAAGCUUGGAGAAGCAAGCCCGACGAUCCAGAACACCGAGCUCGGCUGGGUGGUGUCUGGCGUUGUCAACGGAGUAGCGGCGAAGCUGCCACGAGUCGUAGCGAACCAGAACUCAGCAGAAGCAGAAGCAUUGGCGGAGAUCAACGAUUUACUGGCCAAGUUCUGGGAGUUGGAGUCGUGCCAGACGCCGAGUACACAUUCGCUCGAGGAGAGCGCCUGCGAGGACCUGUUCAGGGCGAACACCGUGCGCGACGAGACCGGUCGGUUCGUCGUCAGACUGCCGAAGAAGCAGACGAUCCUGCAGAGUCUAGGCGAGUCGAGAUCGAUCGCGAUGAAGCGGUUCUACGGGCUGGAAAGGCGGCUCACCGCUAAUCCAGAACUGAUGAAGCAGUAUUCUGACUUCAUUCACGAGUACCUGGAGAUGAGACACAUGGAGGAGGUGAAAGAAGACUAG